Haliotis rubra (blacklip abalone) is the source of this 1620-nucleotide messenger RNA. Its product is annotated as WD repeat-containing protein 88-like. The record is from RefSeq and is a predicted model, not a curated record. Gene Ontology annotation, molecular function: protein binding. Lineage: Eukaryota; Metazoa; Mollusca; Gastropoda; Lepetellida; Haliotidae. The transcript is spliced from 11 exons. The coding region runs from base 154 to 1356 and encodes 400 amino acids.
UUCCGGUUGGUAACGAUAGACGCAAAAAGUCAGAAACAUGAAAGAGGUUAUAGUCUGUGCUCUUAAUACGUGAGAUUUAUGAACAGCAUAUGUCAUAAAUAAACCAAAAGCAGACGAUAUGAAAGAAAGUAAUCUUAGAAACUAAAAAAAAACAUGGCAGAAGAUGAAUUAGAUUUGGCCUUGGAGCUGAGUCGAGAUCUGAAUCUCGCGGCCCAAAAUGAUGCACAGAAAGACAAGGCAGUCUGGGAACAUGAAGACUUAGCUCAGGUACGGAUGCGAGUUCUGAGGGAACACUCAAAAGGAGUAAACAGUUGUCAGUUUUUCAACGGCGGUACUAAAUUUGUGACAGCAUCAGAUGAUAAGAGCGUCAAGCUUUGGAGCUUUGGGUCCGGGGGAGUGCUACACAGCCUGGAGAACAUACAUGACAUGCCAGUCAACGAAGCCAGGAUUACAUCCGAUGGAAAUAGUUUUGUCAGUUGUGGGUGGGACAAAAAAGUCAAGUUCUGGGACACUCAGAAGGUUGCAGAAAAGUGGUCAGGGAAGCACGGCGGGGUCGUCACCUGCUGUAAACUGUCACAUGACGAGACGAUGGUGUGCUCCGGCUCCGACAUGGACAACAUCCUGAAAAUCUGGGACGCCAGAUCAGGGGAGAUAAUUCACAACCUCAAAGACCACCAUUCCAGCACCAUCACCAGUUGCAUCUUUUCCCCCAAGGAUGAUAAAGUCAUCACAACAUCCAUGGACAGGGCGACCAAGUUCUUCGAUCUCAGGACUUGUACAACUACCAUUCAACUGGAGGGCCACUUCAACAUUGUAUCAAGCUGUGCUAUCUCUUAUGAUGAGCGGAAGUUUGCUACAACCUCGUGGGACAAAACAGUACAGCAGUGGGACAUUGCCACAGGGAUGUACAGGUCAAAGGGUCCAGUGUGUAUGAAGGGCCAGCACGAGGGGUCAGUCAGCUGCUGCAAUUUCAGCAAAGAUGGCCAGAUGUUGGUGACAGGCUCGUAUGAUCAGAGUGUGGUGGUAUGGGACACGGACAACCACGUACAGAAGAUCAAGCUUCAGGGACACACAGACUGGGUGAAUGACGUCUGCUUCAGCGAUGACCAGAAGUGGCUUCUUUCUUGCUCAAAGGACGAGACUGUCCGGCUGUGGAAUGUUGAGGACACCGACAAGAUCCCUGUUGUCCUCGAGAACAGAAGGUCCAUUGGCCUCAAGGUCAUCAAGUGUUCUUCAUGUGGCAAGCCCUUCUCAAUAGCUCAGCUGGACAACUUCCGCGAUGUGACUCUAUGUGUGUUCUGUCGACUGCAAGAUCCUGGCAAAACAUGGCUGGAGAUUAAUGAGCCAGAGGCUUAGCAUCAUUUGAAGCAAACUUUAUCUGUGAUAUUCGUGGUUUUAUCAUGUCAGUAUCAAUGAAGCUUUGUUGAUGACAAAUCUGUGAUUCAAAAUCACUUUCAGCAUUCCACAAGCCAGUGCAUCUUUCCAUAUGUAUUAAAUAUUAAUGUACACAGAAACAGCUCCAUGUAAGAUAUCUUUCAUUGGUUGAUAUGCAAUUACCUUCCAUAAAGGCUAUUUGUGUGUCAGUGGUGAUAGACACUGCAAUAAAAUUAAAGACAUUCA